AUGCCUAACCAAUUCAAGUACACCACCGAUGAGAGGCGAUCGUCUGUCAUUUACUCUACUAGUGUAGGCAAAGGUGGCUUGUAUGUUCCACAAGACUAUAUUCCACCGGAGGCAACCGAGAGAGUAAUUGAUGAGGAGAUGGAAAGAGGUGACAGUUCUGAUGAACCGUUAACUUAUCAAAGCUUAAGUGUAAAUAGAAAUUCAAAUGCUGGUAGCAACAAGAGGAGGAGUGAUGAGUAUCAGUCCCUCAUAGAAGCAAAUAAUGCGAGAACAUUACAAAGGGAACAUAAUGCAAGGCAAUCUAUAACUAAUGCUGAUGGCUAUGGAGCAAUUAGUAACUAUAGGAAAAAUUCUAUUAACAAAGAGUUGUUAGAAGAAGAACGUGAUUUACUGAUUGAUAAUCAUCUUUUGGAUACAUCAAAAUCAAGAAGGCAUAGUCAAAGUGUAGGCAUAAAUGCUGCGCAAGAUUUCUUUUUAGGGCAAGGCUAUAAUGAAAAUACCAAUAGUGUACAUCCAGACUUAUUUAUAGAAGGAGAAGAGGAAGUUGAGGAGGAGGAGGAAGAAGAAGAAAUAAUAAACACAUGGGAAGAUGCAAUAGAGUCGGGAAAAGAAAUUAGUACUUCUUUUCAUAGGGAGAUACAGGUCAUAUCCGUUAAUGCCUUUCCUCUUGUUUUUACAUUCAUCUUACAAAACUCAUUGUCACUAGCAUCAAUAUUUUCUGUAUCGCAUUUAGGAACGAAGGAAUUAGGUGGUGUUACACUGGGAUCCAUGACCGCUAAUAUUACCUGUCUAGCUGCAAUUCAAGGUCUCUGUACUUGUUUGGAUACGCUAUGUUCACAGGCUUAUGGAGCACGGAACAAUCAUUUAGUCGGAGUUCUUGUCCAAAGAUGUGCCAUUAUUACAUGUUUGGCAUUUUUGCCUGUUAUGUAUAUAUGGUUCUUCUGGUCGGACAGAAUACUGGCAUCUAUGAUUCCUGAAAAAGAGCUUUGCUCACUUGCUGCAAGUUAUUUGAAAAUAACAGCUAUUGGAGUUCCGGGAUUCAUUUUCUUUGAAUGUGGAAAGCGUUUCUUACAAUGUCAAGGUAUCUUUCAUGCAUCAACUAUUGUGCUUGUUAUAUGUGCGCCGCUUAAUGCAAUUUUGAAUUACAUAUUGGUAUGGGAUAAAAAUAUUGGUAUAGGCUACCUUGGUGCACCAACCUCAGUAGCUAUUAGUUAUUGGGCCAUGGCUCUGGGCCUUUUGGCUUAUACAGUAUUGACCAAGCAUCCUGCGAAUCCUAUGAAGUGUUGGAAUGGAGUUAUCAAGCCUAAUCAGCUAUUCCGUAACUGGAAGAAGAUGUUCAAUCUUGCUUUGCCUGGUAUUAUCAUGGUAGAGGCUGAGUUUCUCGGUUUUGAAAUCCUAACAGUUUUUGCUUCAAGAAUCGGUACCGCACCUUUGGGUGCUCAGUCUAUUGUUGCUACAGUGGCUUCUUUGGCUUAUCAAGUUCCAUUUUCAAUUUCCGUAUCCACUAGCACAAGAGUAGCCAAUUUCAUCGGAGCAUCUCUUUACAAGAGUUGUAUUAUUACUUGUAAAGUUUCUUUACUACUAUCUUUUGCAUGUUCUUCAUUGAACAUGUUAAUUAUAUUUACAUUUAAGAAGCAAAUAGCAGGUUUGUUUUCGAGUGAAGAAGAUGUCGUUUCUCUUGUGGUGUCAACUUUGCCUAUUUUGGCUUUCAUGCAGUUAUUUGAUGCGUUUAAUGCUUCUACAGCGGGCUGUUUACGUGGUCAAGGACGCCAGAAAAUCGGUGGAUACAUCAAUCUGUUUGCAUUCUAUUGCAUUGGUAUUCCAAUGGCAUACUGUUUAGCAUUUGUUUUUAAUACAGGUGUUGGAGGACUAUGGUAUGGUAUUACCUGUGCGUUAGUCAUGAUGAGUAUUUGCCAAGGUUAUGCCGUUUUCCACUGUGAUUGGAAACAAAUUAUAGAGGCUGCCAAAGUUCGGAAUUCUGAGAGCUGCAGGCCAUAG
This is a messenger RNA of Nakaseomyces glabratus, 1998 nucleotides long. It is a transcript of the gene ERC1, whose product is annotated as Erc1p. Gene Ontology annotation, cellular component: membrane. Gene Ontology annotation, molecular function: antiporter activity; xenobiotic transmembrane transporter activity. Gene Ontology annotation, biological process: xenobiotic detoxification by transmembrane export across the plasma membrane. NCBI's taxonomy places the organism in Eukaryota, Fungi, Ascomycota, Saccharomycetes, Saccharomycetales, Saccharomycetaceae. The record is from RefSeq and is a predicted model, not a curated record.